Molecule: messenger RNA, 1358 nt
Organism: Dendrobium catenatum
Lineage: Eukaryota; Viridiplantae; Streptophyta; Magnoliopsida; Asparagales; Orchidaceae
Product: mitochondrial phosphate carrier protein 1, mitochondrial
Exons: 6
Coding region: 55-978 (307 amino acids)
Biological process (GO): mitochondrial phosphate ion transmembrane transport
Cellular component (GO): mitochondrial inner membrane
Molecular function (GO): phosphate transmembrane transporter activity
Source: RefSeq, a predicted model, not a curated record
UCUCUCUCUCUCUCUCUCUCUCUCUCUCUCUCUCUCUCUAGCUGCGAUUGAUCGAUGGAAGGAGGGGAAGCGAAGGGGCGCCGGCGGGGCGGGUUAACUGUCUUCUCGCAAGAAUACUAUGCGGUUUGCGCAUUUGGUGGAAUGCUAAGCGCUGGAACGACGCAUCUCGCAGUUACGCCACUCGAUGUCCUCAAGGUUAAUAUGCAGGUGAAUCCUGUGAAGUACAAUAGCAUCUUUUCAGGUUUAAAUAUUUUAGUAAAGGAGCAAGGUCUCUCAUUCCUAUGGAGAGGGUGGUCUGGAAAAUUGUUUGGAUAUGGUGUUCAAGGUGGCUGCAAGUUUGGGCUUUAUGAAUACUUCAAGAAAAUGUAUACGGAUUUAAUGAUAGUGCAUAAUCAAACAAUGAUCUUCUUCAUCAGCAGUGCUUCUGCUCAAAUAUUGGCAGAUAUUGCUCUUUGUCCCUUUGAAGCCGUCAAAGUUCGUGUCCAAACUCAACCUCAUUUUGCACGAGGUUUGUUUGAUGGCAUACCAAGACUCUAUGCCUAUGAAGGCUUAUCUGGGUUUUACAAGGGGCUUGGUCCACUUUGGGCUCGAAAUCUUCCAUUUUCUAUGCUCAUGUUCUCAACGUUUGAGCAUUCUGUGGACCUUUUGUAUCGUAAAAUAAUCCAGAAGAAAAGGGAGGAAUGCUCAAGAGCUCAACAACUUGGCAUUACAUGUAUAGCUGGUUACACAUCUGGCGCUAUUGGUACCAUAAUUUCAACUCCAGCAGAUAACAUAAUUGCCUCGCUUUACAAUAAAAAGGCGCACAAUGUGCUGCAGGCAGUGAAGAGUAUUGGGUUUCCAAAGCUGUUUACAAGGAGCCUUCCUGUUCGGAUUGCUCUUGUUGGACCAGUUGUGACUUUGCAGUGGUUCUUCUAUGAUUCCAUCAAGUUACUAACAGGAUUGCCCACUAGUGGAGGUAUCGUUGAUGACCGAAACUAACAAUGACCUAUGAAGAUUAUAUGAUACAGUAAGAGUGUUCCUUUUCUCCUUCUCUACCUUUCUCUUACAGCGAUGUGCCCUUCCAGGUGUUCAUUAACACUCCAGUCUCUUUAAGCCAGUACCUGCCUAAGCUUCAUAUAUUGGCAUGCAGCCUGCUUUUUAUACAACUUCUUCAUUCUGCUUCAAAUUUUCCAAAACGCUCAGCAGAAUUAAGAGAGGGUCUGUACCCUGCCAAUUUAGGAUAAAGAUGUAAUAUUUCUUUCUAGCAGUGAUGCCAUGCAUAGAAUAAUUGAACUUUUUUUUACUGGUAUCUGAAUGUAUAUAAUGACAUUAUAAUCUUUCAUAGCCAAUUCAUGAAUUACAAUAUUAUUAUGCUGCAA